AUGGUUGCCAAAAUCUACUUUGAUCCGCCUCUGUGGUUGCAGCGACAGUCGUGGGUGCUGGGCAAACUCAGGCAGGAGCGAUCCGAUUCGGUUGUCGAUGUCGGCUGUUCCAACGGUGUUCUGCUGUCCGCUUUGAUGCAACCUGCCUUUCAACUCGAUCAGUUCCCUGUUCAUCGCUUCCCCGCUCUCGCCCUUCCCGAGAAAGCUGCGGGCGAUACCAAACAGGCCGGGGACGAUGCUGCAAGCGAAGCUCUGCUCUCUUCUCGUCACUGGAUCUACAGUCCCAACGACAUCGUUCUUUCCCGUCUUAUCGGUAUCGACGUCGAACGCAAGGUGCUCGACAAUGCUAGAUCGAGCCUGUCGCUUCAUGGCCUAGCUCUCGCCAAGAACCGCCCACGCUGGAAGUCGCUCGACGUUCGCCUCUUCCAUGGCUCGGUCGAGACAGAGAACGAGACGCUUGAUGACUACGAUGCCUUUGUUGCGACCGAGAUAAUCGAGCAUCUCGACGAGGCAGCUCUGCAACGAUUUGCGCCCACCAUCUUUGGCAAGUACCGCCCUCGCAUCGUCCUCGUCACCACCCCCAACUACUGCUUCAAUGACAACUUUGGUCAAGAUCUCACCACCCGUCCUGGCUUCCCCGACCCUACGGGACGUACCGAUCGUGUCUUCCGCCAUGAGGACCACAAGUUCGAAUUCACCCCGGACGAGUUCAAGAAGUGGUGUGAGACCAUUGCAGACGAUUUUGGCUAUCAAGUGCAGGUCCAAGGGAUCGGAUCCGGCAUCUACCGAGUGCCCAAGGAGGAAAUGGUGCCACCUGUGCCUCCUGAGCAAGGUGCCAAGAUCUGGAAGGCUUCUCGUCCUCGCACCACUUCUCAGGCUGACGAGAGGCUUCGCUAUGCAACGCAGGGGGCCUUUUUUGUUCGCCGCUCUGUCAACACGUUGUCACCGGGACGCCUCCAGCAAGUCCAGGAUAACGCCCACAGUGGAUCGUCGCAUCCUUUCUCGGACCGAUUCUUGCAGACACGCUCGGUGCCCAAGCCGCCAGUCGAGACUCGAGUGCACGACAUCUUCGAUGAAGCCAUCAGUCGCGAUGGCGAUGAAAACGAAGAGGACGGCGACGAGCGUGGCAGAUCUGGUCGACGCGCACGCAGUCGACGCACCGAGAACCUUCCUUUCCUCAGCAUCCCUUCGCCGCAAACGCCCAUCCUUUCUACGUUCGCACCCGCACCCGAUCCGAUCGCUGCCACAGCAGUAGCGGCAUCGGCAGUAGGAGCAGGUAGCGCUCCACCUACGCCGUUCACAGGGCACCAACUAGUGUGGAGCCACCGGUACGACUGCUCGCUCCCCUCGUCGCAGUUAGCUUCGACCGGCAAGCGCAAGAUCCAGUCCGCUGUGGCUUUGUCUGCCGACGACAUUCUUAGAAUUGUAGUGGAGAAGCAACGCCAGCUGUAUGUGCAUGCACAAUGGCAUGGCGACGAUGGAGCGUCGUCGGAGGCUGGCAUCGGCAAAGAAGCUGUUGCCAAGCUGUGGGACGUUUGGAGCGACGACGAAGUGCGAGCCGCUUGUGCUGGUCGCAUUGCUGUCUUGCUUGACGCUCUGCGACUCGUCGCUCCGGGUGCCGAAGCCGGGCUGCCCGAGAUGACUGUCGACAGUACAAAGAGAGCCAGUGGGCUGCCCACCAGUGCUGUUGCUGCAGGCGAACGCGAAACCACGACAGUAGGCUCUGAUGGAACCAAGUGGGAGCUCCGUGUCCAGACAGUCCGUCACAACAACGUCUCUGCAAGCGCCACCUCGCCCGGCCACGACUUUGUCGAGUCCGAGCUCUUCCUCGUCUACACGCAUCCCGACGUUGCGCGCUGGCAAGCCUCAAUCGACGAAGCGCGAAAGUGGGUGCCCCGCGAUUUGGCCUCGUCGCGUUGGAUCGGCAGCAGCAACAACGGUGGUGGACCCGCACGUCGAAGCAGCUCGAUGUCCGGCAACGGGGCCAGCCCGGCGCAGGAAGAAGUCAAGCCGCUCAAGGACGCUUCGACUCUCAAUCCGACAUGGGAGUGA
Molecule: messenger RNA, 2052 nt
Organism: Sporisorium graminicola
Lineage: Eukaryota; Fungi; Basidiomycota; Ustilaginomycetes; Ustilaginales; Ustilaginaceae
Exons: 1
Coding region: 1-2052 (683 amino acids)
Biological process (GO): piRNA processing; siRNA processing; RNA methylation
Cellular component (GO): cytoplasm; nucleus
Molecular function (GO): RNA methyltransferase activity; O-methyltransferase activity
Source: RefSeq, a predicted model, not a curated record